AUGAGCUUGGGCAAGACUGCCCGCUACAACCGCUUCUCCGGGGGGCCUGCCAACCUUCCCACCCCAGACGUUGCCACCGGGACCAGGAUGGAAACGACCUUUGGGCCUGCCUUUUCGGCUGUCACCACCAUCACGAAAGGUGACGGCGCCAGCACGUACAAGCAGCACCGCAGGACUCCCUCCUCCUCCAGCACCCUCGCCUACUCCCCGCGGGAUGAGGAGGACAGCAUGCCUCCCAUCAGCACUCCGCGCCGCUCUGAUUCGGCCAUCUCCGUGCGCUCACUGCACUCCGAGUCCAGCAUGUCCCUGCGCUCCACGUUCUCGCUGCCCGAGGAGGAGGAGGAGCCGGAACCGCUGGUAUUUGCGGAGCAGCCUUCGGUGAAGCUGUGCUGUCAGCUGUGCUGCUCUGUUUUCAAAGAUCCGGUGAUCACCACGUGCGGGCAUACUUUCUGUAGAAGAUGCGCCCUGAAGUCAGAGAAGUGUCCCGUGGACAACGCCAAGCUGACGGUGGUCGUGAGCAACAUCGCGGUAGCUGAGCAGAUCGGGGAGCUGUUCAUCCACUGCCGGCACGGCUGCCGGGCCGUGGGUGGUGGGAAGGCCAGUGCCUUUGAGGUGGACCCCCGCGGCUGCCCUUUCACAGUCAAGCUCAGCGCCCGCAAGGACCACGAGGGCAGCUGUGACUACCGGCCCGUGCGCUGCCCGAACAACCCCAACUGUCCCCCACUCCUCAAGAUGAACCUGGAGGCCCACCUCAAGGAAUGUGAACACAUUAAGUGCUCCCAUUCCAAGUACGGGUGCACGUUCAUCGGGAACCAGGACACGUACGAGACGCACCUGGAGACAUGCCGCUUCGAGGGUCUGAAGGAGUUCCUGCAGCAGACCGACGACCGCUUCCACGAGAUGCAGGUGGCGCUGGCCCAGAAGGACCAGGAGAUCGCCUUCCUGCGGUCCAUGCUGGGCAGGCUCUCCGAGAAGGUCGACCAGCUGGAGAAGAGCCUGGAACUCAAGUUCGACGUGCUGGACGAGAACCAGAGCAAGCUUAGCGAGGAUCUCAUGGAGUUCCGCAGAGACGCUUCCAUGCUGAACGAUGAGCUCUCCCACAUCAAUGCUCGGCUGAACAUGGGGAUUCUGGGAUCCUACGACCCUCAGCAGAUCUUCAAGUGCAAGGGGACCUUUGUGGGGCACCAGGGACCUGUGUGGUGCCUCUGCGUUUACUCCAUGGGUGACCUGCUCUUCAGUGGCUCCUCCGACAAGACCAUCAAGGUGUGGGACACGUGUACCACCUACAAGUGUCAGAAGACGUUGGAGGGCCAUGACGGCAUCGUGCUAGCACUCUGCAUCCAGGGGUGUAAGCUGUACAGUGGCUCUGCGGACUGCACCAUCAUUGUGUGGGACAUCCAGAACCUGCAGAAGGUGAACACGAUCCGGGCCCACGACAACCCGGUGUGCACGCUGGUCUCCUCACACAACAUGCUCUUCAGCGGCUCCCUGAAGGCCAUCAAGGUCUGGGACAUCGUAGGCACCGAGCUGAGGCUGAAGAAGGAGCUCACGGGCCUGAAUCACUGGGUGCGGGCUCUGGUGGCCGCCCAGAGCUACCUGUACAGUGGCUCCUACCAGACAAUCAAGAUCUGGGACAUCAGGACGCUGGACUGCAUCCACGUGCUGCAGACAUCAGGCGGCAGCGUUUACUCCAUCGCCGUGACCAGCCACCACAUCGUCUGCGGCACCUACGAGAACCUCAUCCACGUGUGGGACAUCGAAUCCAAGGAGCAGGUGCGGACCCUGACAGGCCACGUGGGCACUGUGUAUGCCCUGGCGGUCAUCUCAACGCCAGACCAGACCAAAGUCUUCAGCGCAUCCUACGACCGGUCCCUCAGGGUCUGGAGCAUGGACAACAUGAUCUGCACACAGACCCUGCUGCGGCACCAGGGCAGCGUGACCGCGCUGGCUGUGUCCCGGGGCCGGCUUUUCUCGGGUGCUGUGGACAGCACAGUCAAGGGCCAGCACGGGGGUCCUGGGAAACAGACACGCACGCACACGCAGCCGCAUGCACGCCUCCGCGCCCACGCCACGCUCACUCACCACGCAUGCCCACGCACGCCCUCAACCACGCCCCCAGGACUCGGCCACACCCACGAGGAGGGAGCCCCGCCCCCGUCCCCCGUGGGCCUGGAAGAGGACACAGCCACCAGCGAGCAAGGCACAUCCUUCGAUUUCUUCGGACGCAGAGAAGUGAGGACGGGGUGCAGAGGGGCCCUGGCAGAGCACCGACCCGCUCCCUCGGCCCAGCCCCCUGUUUGUGCUGCGGGGCAGGGGCCGGGCCCCUCCUGGACAGAGGGAGGGAGCGAAGGGCGGACAGAGGGCCUGCGCCUCUGA
This is a messenger RNA of Orycteropus afer afer, 2376 nucleotides long. It is a transcript of the gene TRAF7, whose product is annotated as TNF receptor associated factor 7. The record is from RefSeq and is a predicted model, not a curated record. Gene Ontology annotation, biological process: Notch signaling pathway; ribosomal large subunit assembly. The transcript has 20 exons. Lineage: Eukaryota; Metazoa; Chordata; Mammalia; Tubulidentata; Orycteropodidae. Bases 1 to 2376 code for a protein of 791 amino acids. Gene Ontology annotation, molecular function: protein binding; zinc ion binding. Gene Ontology annotation, cellular component: nucleolus.